UUUUUUUAAUGUCUUUCGUGUUGUAAGCCCGAGUCUAACCAAAUCAUUCCCACGUGUUGAUGUUUUUCUUUCAAUCAAAAUUGAUUUUUAAAAUCUUUUAUUGUUAAUAAUAAUUUAACUAGAUAAUAAAGUUGUUUAAAAAUAUCAAAAACUUUUUUAAAAUGGCGGUGAAAACGUCAAAAAAAAUUUCUAAAAUAAAUAGUGAUUCUAAAAAAAUUAAGGUUAAGAAAGCAAGUAAAAGAAAAUUUGAUGAAGAAUUGAUUGAAGAUAAAUACGAAGAAGUAAGAGAAAAAAUAAAUGAAAAUGAAGGUAAUAAACGUAUUAGAUUUCUAUUACCAUUAAAAACAAAGGAUGGAUCCAUCAAAAAACAAGUUAUUGAAGAAGACAUUGAAGAUGAAGAGGAAGAGGAAAAAUUUAAUGAAAAUGAGAAUAUUGAAGAAGAAGUUGAAAAUGACAGUGACAAUGAAUUUAUAGAAACAUUUCAAAUGAAAAAACAAAAUGUUAAAGUUAAAAAAGAUAUGUCAGAGAUUGAACUUAUGGCUCACAGGCGUAAACUAUUGAAUGAAAGAAAAAUAAAGAUUGGACUGACUGCUAGUACUCUCUUGGAAAAUCCUGAAAUAAAAGUUAAAAAUUUCACGGUUCUAUUGGAUUUUAUGGAAGAAAAGACGCCGGGUAUUUAUAUUACUGUUAAGAAACUUGCGGCUGUUUCAUUACUGGAGGUCUUUAAAGAUAUAUUACCAUCUUACCAUCUAUACCAGCUCAAGCAAGAAGGAGUAAAACUUAAAAAGGAUACAUUUAAUUUACAAAAUUAUGAGGCAUCACUAUUGAAGUAUUAUAAAAUGUAUCUACAAAAACUAGAAAAACUGGCUGGAAAAUUGAGACCAAAGAAAGGUGAUCAUAGAAUUGUUCCUGAGCCUGAAUUACAACUUGGAGAAGUUGCCAUCACAUGUAUGUGUGAUCUAUUAGCUACUCAUCCUUACUUCAAUUAUUCUUCAAACAUAGUCUGUUUCUUGAUUCCAUAUUUGAAUAAUAAAUAUCCUAAAGUACGAGAAAUAGUUGCUAAAUGUUUUUCUCAAAUAUUUAAAGAAGAUAAAAAAUUAGAAUUAACACUUACGAUUGUACGUAAAUUGAAUCAAUUGAUAAAAGCAAAAGAAUAUUCAUUACAUACCGAAGCACUGUCAGUGCUCUUGUCACUCAGGAUUCGUAAUGUCAAUUUGGAUAAAGAACGUGAUGAAGAAUUGAAGCAGAAAAAACUACAGAAUCAUAAAUCAAGAAUUUUGGCGCUGAGUAAACGUGAACGUAAAAGAAAUAAAAAGUUACAAGAAGUUGAAAAAGAACUCCUUGAAACUAAAGCAGAAGAAAAUAAAGCUCAAGCAGAAAAAGUUUUAACUGAAAUAAUUAGUAUUGUUUUUACAAUUUAUUUUAAAGUUAUAAAAACUUUUCCUAAUUCAAAAAUUUUAUCUUCUUGUUUAGAAGGAUUGGCUAAAUUUGCUCAUUGUAUAAAUUUAGAUUUUUACCAAGAUUUGGUAAAUGCUAUCAAUAAAUUAUUAGCUAAUGGAAAUUUAGGGCUACGAGAAAGAUUGCACUGUAUUCAGACAGUUUUUACAAUCCUUUCAGGACAUGGUUCAGCAUUAACUAUUGACCCUCACAGAUUUUAUUUACAUCUGUAUAAAAUUUUACCAGAUGUUCAUAUGGCACGUAAUGAAGAAAAUUGUGAAAUUCUCGUCCAUUGUCUUACUCAGGCCUUAAUAAAUCGUCGAAAAAAAGUCACUCAAGCCCGUCUGAAUUCAUUCAUUAAAAGAAUUUUAAUGGUAACUUUACAACUACAACACCACGGAUCUCUUGGUUUACUUGGAGUCGUAAAAAAAUUACUCCAAUUAUGUAAAACCACGGAAAUUUUACUAGACACCGAUAGUUCUGCCGGUGAAGGGCUCUAUCAACCAGAAUUAGAUGAUCCAGAAUAUUGUAAUGCCCAUCGAACAGCUGCAUGGGAGCUGGUUGCUCUGCAGAGGCAUUAUCACAGUAUCGUUCAAAAAAUGGCUAAAAAUUUAGCAUGUAAUGUUCCGACUUCUGGAGAAGGAUCUUUGAUUCCGGAAAUAGGGAAAUUAUCAGCUGAAGAACUAUACUCUCAGUACAACCCUUCAGAAGUUGCUUUUAAUCCUGCCGUUUCUGUUCCAAAGAAAAAUGUCGGUAAAUCUUCUAUUUCCUUCCGCGGACAUUUUAUUGAUACUAAAUUUAAUGAUUAUAUUGAAAAAAAUAAAGACAAACCCUCAGAGAUAACAACGAAUUUAGAUUUUUAUGAAGCACUUCAAAUGGAAUAGUGUAUUGUAAAAUAUGUGAUUGUAAGUAAAUUUAAUAAAUGAUUUUUUUUCGUA
Messenger RNA from Cotesia glomerata, 2375 nucleotides. RefSeq names its product nucleolar complex protein 3 homolog (gene Noc3). Lineage: Eukaryota; Metazoa; Arthropoda; Insecta; Hymenoptera; Braconidae. Bases 162 to 2321 code for a protein of 719 amino acids. Gene Ontology annotation, molecular function: chromatin binding. The transcript has 4 exons. Gene Ontology annotation, biological process: DNA replication initiation. The record is from RefSeq and is a predicted model, not a curated record. Gene Ontology annotation, cellular component: nucleolus.